AUGUAUUCCUCCAAGAUUAUCUUGAUCUUUGUUACUCUUCUUUGUGCUCUUUCGACCGUUAGGGCACAUAUGGUGAUGAAAUUUCCAACUCCUCGAGGGCCAAAUGUGGGAACUUCUCUUUAUCAGGCUCCAUGUGCUUCGUACAAUAGUCCUAACGCCUCUGCUAUCACAACCUUUCCUCUGAAUGGGGCAGCAAUUAUGUACUUUGGACAUGGUGAAGGAAGUCUAGUUUACUCUUAUGCUCCCAACAGCAACGCCACAUUCGCCAAAGUUGCCGAACCGGUUACCCUUCUGCAUAACGAUACUUAUCCGCGCAAUUUUACCACGAAUGUGGACUUGAAGUUGGCUGGUGCUAAAGUUGGCGAUCAAGGUGUCCUGCAAGGUGUCUACGUCUCAUCAAACUCGACUUGGUAUCAAUGUGGCGAUAUUAAGAUUGCAGAUGCGGUCACAACUACGUCUUCGGCAACUGCAAUCGUUAGUGGUACCGUACUGCUCUAUACGACUCUAGCUGUAGUUUUUAUGUUGAACUACAAAAUUUAA
Paraglomus brasilianum is the source of this 540-nucleotide messenger RNA. NCBI's taxonomy places the organism in Eukaryota, Fungi, Glomeromycota, Glomeromycetes, Paraglomerales, Paraglomeraceae. The record is from the annotation of a GenBank genome assembly.